Molecule: messenger RNA, 1266 nt
Organism: Corylus avellana
Lineage: Eukaryota; Viridiplantae; Streptophyta; Magnoliopsida; Fagales; Betulaceae
Product: S-adenosyl-L-methionine-dependent methyltransferases superfamily protein
Biological process (GO): snRNA modification
Molecular function (GO): O-methyltransferase activity; RNA methyltransferase activity; snRNA binding
Source: RefSeq, a predicted model, not a curated record
AAAAAAAUCCUGUAAAUUGUAAUCCUAAGCUUAAACCCUACACACUACAGCACCGUCCCCUGCGAAAAAAGCAUUAGACCCUUCUUAUUGAGGUACCAAGGCUUCUCAAAGAUGAAAAAGAGCAAAUGAAAAUGGAGGAGAAAGGGAAGGGCGAAGAGAUAGCAGCAGCAGCAGAGGAAGGAGUGAAGCAGCAGAGGAAGAAAAAACGCAAAGAGGUUUUCCCAUUCGGCAAUUACAGAAACUACUACGGCUACCGUAUAGGUCGGGACUUGGAAGAGGAAGAUCCUCGUUUAAAGGUCUUGAAGAAGGAAUGGUUUGAAGACAAGGAUUGUCUUGAUAUUGGCUGCAAUAGUGGGAUAAUUACCAUCCAAAUUGCUAAAAAGUUUCAAUGCCGGAGCAUUCUUGGAAUUGACAUUGAUUCUAAUCGAAUACAGGACUCAUAUUGGCAUCUCAAAAAAUUUGUGAAAUUGGAAAGUGCUCGGAAGACACAUGCAAAGUCUUCCAAAUUGGAGGUUACAGAGAGUGCAAAUGGUCCAGAGCAGAGUGUUACUGCAUCAUCCAAUGAAGAGACAAAAGGAAUUUCAAGGGAUUGUUCCCCUUCUAUGAAAAGAGAUCUGUAUGACAUUGUCUCUUUCCGGGAGGAAAAUUUUGUUCAGAGUCGGCAUCCACGAGAGAAGCAAUAUGAUACUAUCCUUUGUUUGAGUGUGACAAAAUGGGUUCAUCUUAAUUGGGGUGAUGACGGAUUAAUUACAUUAUUUUCAAAGAUUUGGGGAUUGCUUCUUCCGCAGGGUGGCAUUCUUGUGUUGGAACCUCAACCUUGGAAGUCAUAUCAAAACAAUCGUCAGGUGUCUGAGACAACAGCAAUUAAUUAUAAGAAUAUUAUUUUCCAUCCAGAAUGUUUUCGGGAAAUACUUCUAGACAAGAUUGGGUUUAGAAAGGUAGAAGACAUAACUUCCAGCUUAUCAGGAAGCAAAGCUGGAUUCAACAGACAAAUUUUGGUGUUCCACAAAUGAAUCAUCUACUAAAACAGCAUUUUUGAGUAAUCAUUUCUCUAUCUUUAUGGAGAGGUAGAAUAGUUUGUAAAGUUUUGACUUUUGAGAGUUACAUUUUAGAAAACUUGGAUGAUGCAUGCUCAAUGCUCAUGAUGUGGCUUGGUAUGGGAUAGGAUUAGCAAUGAUAAUUGUAUUAAAAAAAAUGAUAAUUUUUACUUGUGGAAGUUAUUUGAAAUCAAUAUUAGGCAUAGUAAUAGAAUGUAUUCAAAAUCAA